CUGGUGUUCGCCUUCCUCUUCUUCUUCGCCACCUUCAUGGUCGGGUCGGUGAUCACCGAUGUCACCAUGGGGGCGCUCUGCCCCGGUCGCGACGAGUGCUCCCUCGCCAUCUACCUCACCGGACUCCAGCAAGCUCGUUAAAGUUGAGAGUCGGGAACUAGGCCCUAGGCGGAAGAGUGAAAAGACAAGUAAAAAGCAGUGCCGGAUCGUCUCACGUGAGACUUUACACGGCGGUAUACUGCCUGUCAAAUCGGCCGGCAAAGCGAGGCGAGACGGCGACGCAUCCAUGGACCGGGCGACCGGCCACCAGUAAGCUCCUCCGCUGUCCCAUUGCUCUCGGACAAGGCACCACCAUGGCACUACGCCGGUCUGGCGGGUCUCCACUCGCAUCAUGUCACCGGGAGAGAGAGAAAAAAGUUGACGGAACCGCGCACUGUGCCCGGCGUGCCGCGCGACGCCGACGCCGACGCCGACGCGCACCACCGAUCCGAGCUGAUGCUGCGAGCUCGACAAGCGGGUGGCACACGACGGCGCAGGGGCCAGCGCAACACGCGUGCUUUCACGUUACGGGGCUGGGCGCGCUGGUGCUGACGCCGGUCGUCGGCAACCUGUCCGACAGGUACGGCCGGAAGGCGCUGCUGGCGCUCCCGGCGACGGCGUCCAUCGUCCCACUGGGCAUCCUGGCGUACGGCCGGACCAAGGGGUACUUCUACGCGUACUACGUAACCAAGAUGCUGACGGCGAUGGUCUCCGAUGGCAGCAUGAUGUGCCUCUCGCUUGCUUACGUGGCUGACAGGGUGCCGGAGGCGCGGCGCGCGGCGGCCUUCGGCGUGUUCACCGGCGUCUGCAGCGCCGGCUUCGUCGCCAGCACCUUCGCGGCCCGCUUCCUCCCCGUCUCAACCACGUGCCAGGUCUCCGCAGUGGCGGCGGUGGUGACGGCCGCGUACAUGAAGGCCUUCCUCCAGGAGACGGACGGCGGAGCCUCGUCCUGCAGAAGCGAGGAGGCGGCCUCCCUGCCGCUCUGCCUUCCCUCCUCCAGCAGCGAGGAGUCGUCGCCGAGGCUCCCGCCGCUUCGGAAAGCGCCGUCACUGUCGGAGAUAGCCACCCUUCUUACCAGCAGCUCAACCUUCUCGAGAGCGACCGUUGUCACAUUUUUCCACGGCCUUGGUGAGACAGGCCUGCUAAAUACACUACUGUACUUUCUCAAGGCAAAAUUCCAUUACAGCAAGAACCAGUAUGCCAAUUUGCUACUAAUUAUGGGCAUUACAGGAAGUUUCUCACAGCUAGCUGUGAUGCCCCUCCUAGUGCCAAAGCUAGGUGAACAGAAGCUACUUAUCAUAGCACUUAUAGCAAGCUGCGGGCACGUAAGGGCAUUCCUAUACAGCAUCGCAUGGUCGUCUUGGGUCCCUUAUCUUGCUGCAAGCUGUGUAGUAUUAAGCACGUUGGUGAACCCAUGUAUAAGGAGCAUCAUAUCAAAGAAAGUGGGACCUUUUGAGCAGGGAAUGGUCCAAGGGUGCAUCACUGGAAUAAGCUCAAUUGCAAACGUGAUAUCUCCUCUCGUUUUUACUCCUCUCACAGCCUGGUGUCUUUCUGAAGCUACGCCUUUCUACUUAAAAGGUUUCAGCCUUGCCUGUGCUGGAUUUGCAACGCUGGUAGCGCUUGCAACAAGCAUAAGUAUGAGGCCAGCUGAAGUACAGCCCGAUAGGAAAUAGAAGAGCUAUUGACCACUAUGGGUAAAAGGAGGUGGAUACAUGCAUGUACAUAGUUUAUACCGACCUUCUAUCAUCUACUAACCACUGUCAAUAGCCAUUGUGAAGGUUUAUGUAGUAAGCAUUAUAUAACUUGCACGCUGUUCCAUCACUGUUAGUUGAUUAACAGGACAGCAGGUAGUGAUGAAAAAUAUCAGAAAAAAUUAUGAUGCUUCAGUACACUCAUACUUGUCACCUUGUUGGGAACAUAAGGCUGAAAUACCUGAGCAAAGUUGUUAAA
Molecule: messenger RNA, 1989 nt
Organism: Setaria italica (foxtail millet)
Lineage: Eukaryota; Viridiplantae; Streptophyta; Magnoliopsida; Poales; Poaceae
Product: hippocampus abundant transcript 1 protein
Exons: 15
Coding region: 354-1712 (452 amino acids)
Biological process (GO): transmembrane transport
Cellular component (GO): membrane
Molecular function (GO): transmembrane transporter activity
Source: RefSeq, a predicted model, not a curated record